CACCCCGACCCCCUCACACACACCCUCACACAGACCCUCACACAGACCCCCUCUGUCUGUAAGAUGUCCCUCAGCCACACACAGUUCACUAAGGGUCCGAGGUUUGGACUGACGGCUGAGAUCACCAGUAAGAUCGCUCAGAAAUAUGAUAUACAGAAGGAGGAGGAGUUGCGGGUCUGGAUCGAGAGCAUGACCGGGAUGGCGCUCGGGGACAACUUCCAGAAGAGUCUGCAGAACGGAAUCAUUCUGUGCGAACUCAUCAACAAACUGCAGCCGGGCUCCGUGAGGAAAAUCAACCAAUCCAAGUUAAACUGGCACCAGCUGGAGAACCUGACCAACUUCAUCAAGGCCAUCCAGCAUUAUGGUAUCAAACCCUACGAUAUAUUUGAGGCCAACGACCUGUUUGAUAACGCGAACAUGACCCAGGUUCAGACCACGUUGCUGGCGGUGGCUAGCAUGGCGAAAACAAAGGGAGUAGAUACCGGGGUCAGCAUCGGGGUAAAGUACGCGGACAAACAGCAACGCUCGUUUGAUGAAGAGACAUUGAGAGCCGGGAGCACCAUCAUUGGCCUCCAGAUGGGUACUAACCGCUGUGCCAGCCAGUCAGGGAUGAUCCCGUACGGAGCCAAGAGGAACCUGUACGAUCAGAAGCUGAACAUCGGGGUUCCCUUGGACAGCAGCACGAUCGGGCUACAGAUGGGCAGCAACAAGGGAGCCAGUCAGACGGGGAUGUGUGCACCAGGAACCCGGCGAGGGGUUUAUGACAAGAAGCUGUGUUUGGAGAGCUGUGACCACACCACCGCCUCCCUGCAGAUGGGAACCAACAAAGGAGCCAACCAGAGCGGCCUCAACAUCGGGCUCGGGCGUCAGGUCUACGAUCCCAAAUACUGUCCCCAGAGCACCCUCCCCGCGGACAAUCACAGCCCCACCGUGACCACCGGCCAACACAGCCCCGAGGGUCCCGGACAGCACCCCACUGAGGACAGCGAGGAGUAUGACUGAACCCCCUGACCCCUCCUGAUCCCAACCCCUGACCCCCGACCCCUGACUCUGGCCUCCUGACAACUGACUAACCUCCUGACCUUCGACUCCUGACCCCAGCCUCCUGACCCCUGACCGUAGCAUCCUGACCCCAUUUUCGCUAAAAGAAAUAUUGAUCACUAAAGGUGAUCAUCUCCACUCCCAAGUCUUUCUAACUGUAAAUCCCACAAACAAGACUCGAUGGGAAGAUUUGCUCCUCAAAAGUGUCCACAACAACUAUAUAAAUGCAAGUUGUUGUGGCGGUGGUCCCUCACCCUGUGCUGCCCGCCCACAGCAGUCAGUGGCUGUUCAAAGAACAAUUUGUUUUUUUUAAAAAAUGCAUAGAGUCACAUAGAGCGUCACCACACGGAAACAGGCCAUUCAGCCCACUAGUCCGUGCCGGCGUUUAU
Molecule: messenger RNA, 1430 nt
Organism: Callorhinchus milii (elephant shark)
Lineage: Eukaryota; Metazoa; Chordata; Chondrichthyes; Chimaeriformes; Callorhinchidae
Product: calponin-1
Exons: 7
Coding region: 64-1002 (312 amino acids)
Biological process (GO): actomyosin structure organization
Molecular function (GO): actin binding
Source: RefSeq, a predicted model, not a curated record